AUGAGGCCUCGUGAUUUUACUGCAGCCUUCCUUGACAAAUUAGUCAAGAUGUCCACGACUUCGAAGCACUUUGGGCUGAAAUAUAAAGAAGAACAUUACAUAUUUAAAGAGCUUGAGAAGGUUCGCCAGGAGACUAAAAAGGAUUCACUCCGAUUCAAGCACAAGUUAGUUUCCAAGCCAGCUAUAGAUGAAGUCCCAGUCUGCGGCCUGCAGGCCCCUGGCCCGGCCUGGUAUAGGGAAAAGGGGGGCGUUUCCAGCAUUGGACCCCAGAAGCCAUCAGAGUCCCUUUGGGCUAAAGGCCCUGCGUCCCCCUAUGCAGCCCUCCUGCGGCAGGCGCCCCAGGGCGCAGCGCGCCCCCGGGGUCCGAACGAGGGGGCCGCCCCUGCAAAGACCCGGCCGUUUCGCCUCCAGGACUUCUACUUGCGGAGCUCCGCGUUCCUCCGGUACCGGCUGCAGAAGAAGCCGCCGGUCAUCGCCUCUGGAGCUGGCACUUCCAGACCUGUGGUCCUGGUGCCGCCACCUGCGCCAAGGGAGAGGCCCGGGGCGCGCUGGGGCCGGAGGAUUCCGCAGCUCACGGGCGCUAAGCGCGUCCUCAACCCAGCCCUGGGGUGCGGUGCGAAGCUGGAGCUGGCCCCGCCCGCUGGGGCCCACAAAGUCAAGGACAGGACGGGCAGCUCCAUUUCCAGCGAGGAGGGCGAUCUGGUGGCGGCCAUCGGGCGGAAGAGAGUGAGGAUUCGAACCCACUUGUUGCGAGAGGGUGAGGCCAGGGAGCCGCGGAAAUCGGCUGGGUCAUUUUCCCAAACAGACCGCGAGAGUGUCCAGCUGAGCUACCUGCGGGAGGCCGCCCCACAGGCUCCGCUGCCCAUGCGAGUGAUCCCGACGUCCAUAGAGGAGAUCAUUGCCUCGCUGCAGUCCGAGGCCCAGCUGGCUUCCGACCAGACUAUAAAAGAGCUCAUCCAGAGCAUCCUCGGCGAGAGCUACGACUUUAAGAUGGAAGAUAUUUCUUUAAUUGGAAAAAUGUACUGGCAGAAAACAUCUGAAGUGCAAACAGAGCAAGGAUUACAGAUAAGUAUUGAGGAACCUCAAAUGAACAUGUCUGAGGAACUCCCUGAAGCUACAAGUAUUUUACAGAUUGAACAAGAGGAUAUGUUGGAAUGGGGAACCUCAGAAGCAGAAAAUAUGGUAUAUAAACUUCAGGAAACUGUGGAAUUUCAUUCAGCAGAUGAACCAAGUAAACCUUGGGAAGAUGAACAGCCCACAUGUGAUUCAAAAGUGGCCAAACAGGUGUCUUUAAAGGUGAAAUCAUCAGAAUCGUUGCAGAUCAGAGGAAAAGAAGUUGAGCGAACACAAAAGAGUAAAUUAGGAAUUCCACAAAAAAGAAAGCCUACAAAACAUCUGCGGGAUCAAAAACUACCUAAAAAAAAAAUCCCACAGGACUAUGCCACCCCUACCCUUCAUGACCUGUGCAUCACUGUCCCAGCCCAGGAGCUGCCCAUCGACUUGUGCCUGGCUUCUCGGGUGUAUCACACGGCUGAUAAGAAGGGCCACAGCGCUCUGCUUGAACUAUUGGGAGACUCGUUCUUAGACGAUCACUCUACAGAAGAAGAGCAAAGACAUAGAGUGCUGCAAGGAAUUCCUGUUACGGGUGACACUCAAGCAAAUGUUCCCAUCCUUCCAACAACACCAGGGACACCACCUGAAUUGGCACAAGGAACUAGACAACGUGCUCACAAAUCAUACCUACAACUCUUGGGAGAGGAAGUGUCUGCUUAUCCAGGACUUACGAAGUUGUUUUGGAAUGUAACUUCACCCAAAUUCUCUGUUCCAGUAUCUGUCAUGAAGGAAACCCUGUAUCCAAAAUAUGAGAGUGUUCAAGCAAGCAGAAUUGUAACUGAAAAAUUUUCAUCUGAAAGCAAGGAAAGUGAUAUGACUUUAAAUCAGCAUAGCAAAAGAAGUCUUAGGUCUCUUAUCUUGAGAAAAUCUUUAUCAUUUGACAAUAUCUCAAAAUGUUUCAACAUACAAUCUCCACAACUAAAGAGAGUAAAAUCUGCAGUUGAGUUGAGGAAGGAGGGGACCAUUGCUCCAUUAGAGAUUAAGGAUGACAUGCAAAACCAUUUAAAAGAGGUGAUGUUUCAGAAAGCAAAGGAAUUGAAGCAUCAUCAGAUGAUUGAACUAAACGAAAUUGAGGAAUCCAACUCUGUGAAAAAAAAUAUAGAUGCCAUCUUAGAUACCAUGCAAGACAAUUACAGUAUGAGAAAUCUGUCUCUCUCUCUCAUUGAAGCAUCUAGAAAAGCUGGCAUUAGUUACAUUGUUUAUCCCAGGAAAAAGAAGAUGAAAUGGAAGAAAGGACUGAAAUUCAGUAAACUUUCAAACAUGUUGGACGAUUUAUCCAAGCCUCCAAAGAUUCUUAAAAGAUCAAUGUCUCACGGGAUCCUUCCUGGACAGAGGAAAUAUCUGCUCAAAGUUCCAUUAUAUGAACGUCAAUUUCGAUGUCCCAGCCUACCCUCCUGUUUAAAUUUUGACAAAUUUACCCGAAGUAAGGGAGGAAUUCCAGAAAAUAGAGACCCUCGAACAUGGGUUAUUGAUAUGUUCUCUAAGCAUAAACCUCAGAAGACAACCUCAAGGGAGAAAAUUGUUAAAAUGUUUGUUCCUGAAGACUUGCCUAAAGAAGCGAAAGAACCACCAAAACUCGAGUUGAGUGAUUCUUUGGAGUCUGGUCUUCCUCCAGAGGUCAUUAAACAUUAUGAAUCUGAAGUGGAGAUCUUGACUGAAGAAAUAAAUAAUAAAAAAAUAUAUGCUGCAUUUUCAUAUUGUAGGCGUGGAGCUAUUUAUAGGAAACUGGGAAAGUUACAGAGUGCCAUGAAUGAUCUACAAGAAGCUAUACUCUUGGAACCAUUGUUUCUCAAUGCCUAUUGGCACCGACAUCUCAUUUAUCUUUUCCAAGACAAAAUUGAUGAAGCUUUGGAUGACUUGAAUUAUAUAAAUAAAUGUAAUAAAAACAAUGCAGAAGCAUAUUUUUCAAAGGCUGAAAUUUUCAGGGGAAAAAAAGACAUUACUCUGGCAAUUCUUAACUAUACCCAGGCAAUUAAGUGCAAGCCCAUGGAUGCUGAUAUGUAUUUCAGGAGGGGUGAGAUGUAUGAAAUAACCAACAAAGUACUGGCCAUUGAUGACUUUUCUAAAUGUAUUUUUUAUGAUCCCAAAAGAAUAGAUGCCUUAUUGAAACGUGGAAUGUUUUACUAUGAAAAUGGAAACUGGAAUGCAGCCAUACAGGAUUUUACAGCUUUGUUACAUGUAGAUCCCCAAAAUUCUGAAGCAAGAACAUACCGAGGGAGAGCCUAUUUUAAACGGUGCUUUGAUAAGCAAGCAACUGAAGAUUUUUCUGUUGCAAUUCACUUAGAUCCUAAUAACUGGGUAGCACUGUAUUACAGAGCCUGCAUAUUUAGAAAGAGUAACCCUCUUAGAGCGCUGCAGGAUUAUAGUGUUUCAGCUCUCAUAAAUGAUGGCUAUGAAAAUUUUAGUUGUUUUCUACAUCGGGGCAUACUCUAUGCAGAUCUAAAACUUUGGUCGCUGGCAAUCUGUGACUUUGAAACUGUUAUUUCUCUAGAAAGAACUGUUACUUUGGCUUAUAUAAAUAUUGGCCUCAUAUAUCUGCUACACUUGGAUGACUACUUUGAAGCCUCUUGGUAUUUUUCUGAGGCUAUUAGACUUGAUCCUUCAUGUAUUCAAAGUUAUAUUUGUCAAGCAGAAGCUUAUUAUAAGUUGCAUAAUUUGAAAAGGGCGGUAAGAGAGUUAUCUCGUGCUAUCCACCUUCAGCCAGAUGGAAUCAAAUUAUAUAUAAUAAGAGGACAAUAUCUUCUUAUGAUGAAAUGUUAUGAUCUUGCAAAGUUCACUAUUUAUCAAGUAGCAGAAAUGAACAAAGGUCUCAUUGAGUUGAGUCCUAUACAGCAAGCAUUCAUUUAUUCAUUUUGUGAAAACCAUGACAAGGCCAUUCAGGUCUUGGAUGGGAUCAUCUUGAAUAAGCCUGAGAUCACCACGUAUACUCUAUUAGGAAAAGCCCAGAUGAAGGCCAAGAGAAACAAGGAAGCUGUGAUAAUGUUUAAGAAGGCUUUGGAAGUCUUUUCUCAUUCCCAAAAAGGACCACAUGCCAUAGAAGCUUCAGUAGACUGUCUGUAUAACUUGGGUCUUUGUUACAUGGAGGAAGGCAACUUACAAAUGGCUUUUGAUUCUUUUACAAAAGCUGUGAAAGCAAAUCCUAAUUUUGCAGCAGGCUUUUAUCAACGUGGGCUUUGUAAAGUAAAACUCCAAAAGGAGAGCUCGAUCCUGGAUUUUAACCGUGCAAUUACCCUUGAUCCACAAUAUUAUGAGGCAUAUUUGAGCCGAGUAGCCUUUUAUGGUAUGAAAGGCAGAUACUCCAAAGCAAUCUUGAAUUGUAAUGAGGCCAUCAAAAUUUAUCCUCAGAGUGUGCGAGCUUAUCUGUACAGAGGCGUUCUGAAAUAUUCCAACAAGGCAUUAACAGAUUAUGGAAUUGUGCUUCUUCUUGAUGCUGGAGAAACUGUGACAUUGAAUACCUUCAUUAAUCGUGGACUCAUCUAUAAAGAACUAGAGCAGUACAGCUUUGCUUUAGAGGCUUAUAAGCUAGCAAUUGCAGAUUUAACAACAGCUAUCAACAUGCACAAAAACAAUUAUAUAGCAUUUUAUAACAGAGCAUUAUGUUACACCAAGAUCGGUGAACUUCGAAUGACCCAAGGAAAAUUCCAGAAAGCUUGGAACCACUUUACCAUUGCCAUAGAUGUUGAUCCAAAGAGCUACCUAGCCUAUGAAGGAAGAGCUAUGGUCUGUCUUCAGAUGGGUGACAAUUUUGCUGCAAUUCAGGAUAUUAAUAAUGCCAUAAAGGCCAGUGACUACUUCUCAAAGGCUUUGAAAUUUAAUCCAGAAAAUGAAUGUGCUACCAUGAAUCGAGCUAUUGCAAAUACAAUAUUAAAGAAGUAUGAAGAAGCAAGAGAAGACUUUGCAAAUGUAGUUGAAAGCUGUCCCUUUUGGGCUGUAGUAUAUUUUAACAGGGCACAGUACUACUGUUGUUUAAAACAAUAUGAACUAGCUGAGGAAGACCUAAGUAAAGCUCUGUCUUUGACGCCCAAUGAUGCUCUAAUAUAUAAUCUUAGAGCAGAAGUUCGUGGUAAAAUGGGUGUGAUUGAGGAAGCCCUAGCUGACUAUAACCAAGCACUUGAUCUUCAAGAAUAUGCCCAAUGAUCUGAUUACAGAGACUGUAGUUUCUGUAGCAGU
Hipposideros armiger (great roundleaf bat) is the source of this 5283-nucleotide messenger RNA. RefSeq names its product tetratricopeptide repeat domain 6 (gene TTC6). Lineage: Eukaryota; Metazoa; Chordata; Mammalia; Chiroptera; Hipposideridae. Gene Ontology annotation, molecular function: protein binding. Bases 1 to 5250 code for a protein of 1749 amino acids. The record is from RefSeq and is a predicted model, not a curated record. The transcript has 29 exons.